AACCAAAAUAUCAAGAGUUGAGAACAAAAGAGUGAUAAUUUGCAAUCCAGCCAUGAUGUAGCACGCACGGAUGGAAGAAAUGAAAAUCUACAAAAGCCCAUGAGCGAGUGCUUUAAUGCUGCAAAAGGAAAUUUUUCGAAGCUGGCGAGUGUGAGGUGAUCAGAGGUUUGCUUCUACUAAGAAUGGACCUCUUGCGCUCCAAGCUCGCCGAUAACACCCGGUUCCUAAUUCUCGGGCGCGCUGGCGUUGACUUUUACCCAGACCCGCCGGGAUCGAAGACCGAGCACUCGACCAAUUUCGUCGCACACCUUGGCGGAUCGGCGGCCAACAUCGCAGUGGCCUUGGCGAAGCACCGCGAGCGGCGUCCGGGGAUCGAGUGUUGCUUGUUGACCACGGUUUCGGAUGACGCGUUGGGUAGGCUUGCGCUGCAUCAACUGCGUGCGUACGGGGUAAACGCGGAGUGCGUAAACGUAGCAACCGGGGACCGAGAUGCGCGCAUCAGCUUGGCAGUGGUGGAAACGACAUUGGGCACGGACCACCAGAGCAUCAUCUACCGGAACCACGCGGCGGAUUUAUUGAUCAGCAGCGAGCACGUGUGGGAGGCGUUUUCGACAGCGACGGAACUCGAGCCGUCUAAGUGGGGCUGCCUCGUUGGUGCGAUCGCUUCAAUUAUCGUUGGCGUCUUUUCCUCUGAUGAGUGCCAGGGCCUUCGCUGCCCACUACAUGCGCGGGCGCGUCUCUGGACGGCGGGCUGGCGUACUGUGCAGCUAUAGUAGCAGCGGCAGGGGCCCCAGCCUCGCCAACCGCCCUACGUACGCCGCGCGGCGCCCGCAGAUGGCGCGCCGCGCGCAGGCAGCGAAGGCCCUGCGCAGAUGCGUGCUAUUUUGCAUCAUGCCCUCCCCCAGUCGGGUCCGCGCGGGACAUCGGCCUGCAACGCGACAGCAAAAGGGACAUACAAGAAGGAGCCGGCGGCGCGCUCGUCUUGGCAUAAGUGCCCGCCACCUGCGCCGGCGGGGCGCCAAUCUGGAGGGGGGAAAUCCCGACCCCCCUGCUUCCGCUGCCCUGGCUCGGGCGGCGCCCUAGAUACAUGGCUGGCGCCCUGCAAUUUGCCGGGCGGCGGCGGCAUCGUGUGGUCGCGCAUGGUGAGCGCGCUUCGCCAUGUGUGUUGGAGCAAAGUGAGCGCGCUUCAUCAUUUUCCGGAACUGCCGCGCACGCGCGUCGUGUGGCCACGAGCAGCAGCACCGCGCGUGGUUCUUGGCUUCCAUUGGCGCCCUCGCCUGGGCGGCGCCCAGGGCUGCCCGCCGCUGCGGCACAGCCGCUGGCCGCCCCAGAGGUAGUGUCCUUUCUCAACACGGCGCGCUCGCGUCGCUAGCGCCACAGACACACAUGGGCUCCGUUCUCUGAUUCGUUUCAAGAGUCGUUGAUUGAGGCCUUCGGUGGCAUCUUGUUCCCGUCUCCAAAUUGUUCUGCUCUGUCUUGUUUUUUGGAGCACCUCUGCCACCGCAUCUUACUUGUUCGUGCUAAGUCUACUUGCAGGCGAUGUGAUUGAAUCUUCGCGUUUAUGUUCGUUGUUGUUUUGGUUUAGGUAUCGUGUAGUCGUAGAAAGAACACAUACAGGAUUCCCUUUUUUGAGAAUGUAUGCUCAGGCACUAAAUCAUCAUCAUCAUUAAAGUCUUCAAAGAAUUGCAAAAUGACCAGCUACCGGCACCAGCCUCGCUCUGGAACCGAGCCGCUCCGCGACCCUGACCGCUUUGCGGCUUGCCAAGGCCCGCGGUAUCCCCGCCGUUCUCGACGUGGACUAUCGCCCGUACACAUGGAAGUCUGCCGCCGAAGCCAGUCAGGUUUACCGGAAGGCAGCCUGCUUGUGCGACAUCGUGGUGGGGAACGAGGCCGAGUUCGCUGUUGUAGCCGGCCCACCGGAAACCACUUCGACCACAAACUCUCCGACGACCGCCAACGUCGUCCACGGGGGUGUUGCGGAGGUGAAGGAGGGCAGCGCCGAGUACGGCCGGGGGAUGCGAUUCGCUAAACUUCUUGUUUCCAGUGGCGCCUGCCUGAUGACUGUGUUCAAGAUGGGCCAGGACGGUUCGGUGUCGUUUGUGAACAACAGGAAAAUCACCAGUGCCUCGUCUGCCUGCAACAACCCAAAAGGUCUGCAGCCUGAAGAACUCCUCGCGCAAAAAAUCCAAGCGGGAGCGGCUGGGGACUCAGGAGCUGGGUUGGUACAACCAAGUGCACCGGCCGCAGUACCGCCACUUUCUGUUGAUCUGGAGAAGGAAGUAGUCGACGAGUUGAAGAUCGGUGUGUUCGAAGUCUCGCCGUUAAAGCCGACCGGGGCGGGCGACGCCUUCAUGGGAAACCUGCUGGCGCACCUAGUGGACGAAGAGGUCGAGAUUAAGGAAGCGUUGCGUCGUGCCUCCGCAGCGGCCGCGAUCGUGGUCACACGUGUUGGGUGCGCGCCGGCAAUGCCCUCACCGGAGGAACUACAGGCUUUCCUGGAAACGGCGAAGGAGCGGGGGUUUCAAGCCGAUCUGACGCCGUUGGAGGAAGGGAGAUAA
This is a messenger RNA of Amoebophrya sp. A120, 2558 nucleotides long. NCBI's taxonomy places the organism in Eukaryota, Dinophyceae, Syndiniales, Amoebophryaceae. The record is from the annotation of a GenBank genome assembly.